AUGCUUGAUUCUGGAAAUCUAGUGCUCUACAAUGAACAUUCUGAUGUCAUUUGGGAGAGUUUCAACUUUCCUACAGAUACAAUAUUGGGAGGCCAGAAUCUAUAUGCAGGGGGUGAACUGCUUUCCAGUGCAUCUACAACCAAUUUGUCAACAGGAAGGUUUCAUCUUAAAAUGCAAUAUGAUGGGAAUCUUGUUUUGUAUCCCAUAGACACUAUAGACACUUCAGUAGAUGCUUAUUGGAACACUGCCACUUUUGGGUCCGGUACCCAUCUAUAUUUGAAUUAUACAGGACGACUGCUAAUCCUUAACAACACCAUGGCCAGUGGCAUACCUGUGUUUUCCUCUGAUUCAGAAUCGGAAAACAGCUCAAUUAUCUACCGUGCAACAUUGGAGUACGAUGGAAUUUUUCGAUUGUAUUCUCAUAACUUCGACAGCAAUGGUGCCUACACUACAUCUCUUAUGCAUUAUGCACCAAAAAGUCAGUGCGAAGUGAAGUCUUUCUGCGGUCUCAACAGCUACUGCACCAUGAACGAUAAUCAACCUUACUGCAGCUGUCUUCCUGGCACUGUUUUUGUCAAUCCCAACCAGAGAUAUAAUGGGUGUAAGAGGAACUACACUGAAGAAUUAUGCAAAGUUGCAGAGGAAACAUCCUCCUAUAACAUUACUGAUAUGGAGAAAAUGACUUGGGAUGACUUUCCUUAUUUUAGAAACUCCAUGUCAGAAGAAGAUUGCAGAAAGUCCUGUUUGCAGGACUGUAACUGUGCUGGUGCGCUGUACGAAUCUGGGGACUGCAAGAAAGUGAAGUUCCCAGUGAAAUAUGCUAAGAGAUUGGAAGGUGACUCAUCAAAGGUUUUCUUCAAGGUGGGUUUGAAGAGUGUCGAAAGCCGCAACCAAUCCAUUGCCACUGCAAUGAAGCCUCCUCCAGUGGUCCAUAAGACAAGCAAGAAGACAGUGAUGCUCAUUUGUGUUAUGAGCGUAGCAUUCAUUACAUGCUCUUCAAUUGCCAUUGCAGUUUCUGUUUUUUUCAUCUCUAAGUCAAGAGUUGUUAAGGCCAGAAUGCGGUUGGGAGGCGGAAAUCUUGGCUUGGCCCAUGAGCUCACUCUGAGAGCAUUUUCAUAUCGUGAGCUUAAAAAUGCAACCAAGGGUUUCAGGGAAGAGUUGGGAAAAGGAUCUUUUGGAGCAGUUUACAAAGGGACAUUAUACAAAGGUAAAAAAGUUAUUGCAGUGAAGAGGCUAGAGAAGUUGGUCAGUGAAGGUGAAAGGGAGUUCCUCACAGAGAUGCGUUCAAUUGGAAAAACUCAUCAUAAAAACUUGGUUCGGCUACUUGGUUACUGUACUGAGGACUCCCAGAGGCUCCUAGUUUAUGAAUACAUGAGCAACGGUUCCCUUGCAGAUCUUCUCUUCCGAACUGAAAGAAUUCCAAAUUGGAGUCACAGGGUGAAAAUUGCUUUGGAUAUUGCUAGAGGGAUCCUAUAUCUACAUGAAGAGUGUGAGGCACCAAUCAUCCAUUGCGAUAUAAAGCCUCAAAACAUUCUAAUGGAUGAUUUUUGGAAUGCUAAGAUCUCUGAUUUUGGGCUAGCAAAAUUGCUAGUGCCUGAUCAAACAAGAACCUUCACAAUAGUCAGAGGGACACGAGGUUACUUGGCUCCUGAAUGGCAUAAGAACACUCCAAUAUCAGUGAAGGCAGAUGUUUACAGUUACGGAGUAAUGCUCUUGGAAAUUGUUUUCUGCAGGAGAAACGUAGAAACUAAUGUAUCAAGACCAGAGGAAGUUCUACUUUCUAAUUGGGCAUACGAGCUUUUGGUUGAAAGAGAAUUGGACAAGCUUGAUCUUGGUGAAGAUGUAGACUUGCAGAAUUUGGAAAAAAUGGUUAUGGUGGGCAUGUGGUGCAUUCAAGAUGAACCAGGUAUCCGUCCUUCUAUGAAGUCUGUAGUGUUGAUGUUAGAAGGAAUUACCGAUGUAUCUGUUCCUCCACAUCCAACUUCAGCUUAAGCAUAAGUUUGUAGGCAGGAAAACUAUUAAUUAAAAUUCUGUAUCCU
Molecule: messenger RNA, 2039 nt
Organism: Populus nigra (black poplar)
Lineage: Eukaryota; Viridiplantae; Streptophyta; Magnoliopsida; Malpighiales; Salicaceae
Product: G-type lectin S-receptor-like serine/threonine-protein kinase LECRK3
Exons: 1
Coding region: 1-1992 (663 amino acids)
Biological process (GO): protein phosphorylation; recognition of pollen
Molecular function (GO): ATP binding; protein kinase activity
Source: RefSeq, a predicted model, not a curated record